This is a messenger RNA of Symbiodinium sp. CCMP2592, 2085 nucleotides long. NCBI's taxonomy places the organism in Eukaryota, Dinophyceae, Suessiales, Symbiodiniaceae. The record is from the annotation of a GenBank genome assembly.
AUGGAGUCCAUGAAACGAUCGCCGACAUUCCUUGUGGGCACGGUGCAGCAGAAAGACAUCCUCGGAGAGUUUCAAAAAAGGGAGCAGCAUUACACAGAGGAGUACUCCAAGAACAAGCCCUUGUGCUUCAGUGCGAGGGCAUUCCAGCAGCCGCAUCCAGCAAAAGUCCGAAUGGGCUACAAGGAUGCCGAUGCCACACUGACUUCUCCUAUGCUGUUGGGUGUUUGUGACGGAGUAUCGCAACUAGAGGAGUUUCAAAUGGACCCGUCGCUGCUGCCAAACGAGCUGUUGCGAACGUGUGAGGAACUCGCGAUGCUGCAGCUUAUGCCCGACACGAACAUUGCCCCGCAAGACCAGUACAGAGGUCCUAUUUCCCUUCUCAAAGAAGCGUAUCAGGAGACAACUAGCUAUGGGUCCACCACAGUCCUGUUAGCAGCGCUCGACAACAGCACCAGGAUCCAUGGGAAGUUGCACCCCAUGAUCGCGGUCCUGUCGAUCGGCGACUGUGAGUUGCUGAUGCUGAGAAGGACGAACGGGCGACAGUCUGAACUAGAGGCAGUUUUCCACACCGAGAUGCAGCGAAUCGACUACAACGUGCAAACGCCACUGCAGCUCGCGCGCGUCGACGAACGAAUCGACGAGGAGUUCGAUGAGUCCAUCGCGCUCGAGCUUGUCGGCUCAAGUUGUUCUGGGCAACCACCUCCAACAGCAAGGGCGGUCUCAACUGAAGGACGGACAUACAACAUGCUGAAGGGCUUCGCUUUCAAGAUUCUGGCGCCGAAGGACAUCACUGGGGUGUUGAACAUGAUUGGCGUGCAUCCAGCCGUGGCUGCAGACAACAUAGACAGGCCUUCUGCAGACAAUGCCAUGGCUUUCUUCAACGCUCUUGCAGAGUUUGCUUAUGACAUGGACUCCCAACAAGUGAAGGCACAGAUGCCUGCCGUGACACCUCACCCAGAAAUCUAUGACGAGGCCAUGGAUUUCCUGACGAUCUUCAAGCUUUCAAGGCAGCUUGCAAUGAUCAAUCUGGUGGACGACUUUAAUUUCAAGGACUUCUGGGAUCCCGUGCCGAAGCGGUUUCGAGCGCUGCUGAGUGGCAUGAUCAACUUCUGCCGGUAUAAAGAGGCGAAGGUGGUAGUCAUCACUGGCAUGAAGGAGGACGUGCAAGCUUUGGACUCGACGAGAUUGGAAAUGGUGGACAAGCUGAACCAGGUUGAUGCAGAACUCUCUGCUGCACAAGAGCGUCACAAUGCUGAGCUGCAAGACAUGUGGACUGCCGAGAACGAGGCCUCGGAGGCAAAGGCCAUCAACGACAAGCUCACACGACAGCGCAACUCUGCAGACCGCGUUGUGGAGGAUGCAGAAAGAAAGCGAGCAUCUGUGAAGGAACGAGUCCGUCAAGGAGAACAGCGCAUUGAGCAGUUGCGGGAGCAGGUCAAUGCACUGCAGAGCCAGAUUGCUGAGAGCCCCGAGGGCCUGGAGAAGGAGAUCGAAGAGCUGAAGAGUGGUGUGUGCCAGCUGAAGGCAGUGCUUGAAGAAAAGGCCAACCAGCGCAGGGCACAUUCUCAGCGAGAUCAGGUUGUCUGCAGGCUGCUCAGGCAUCUUGAGAGCUACAAGGAUGAGCUGACCCGUGUCGGAAGUGUUGCAGCGAACGCCGAGAAUGCAAAGCAGCGUGCUGCUGCCGCGCGAGAAGACUUAGCAAACCUGCGGCAGUCUCUCGAGGCUACCAAGCAAGACGGCACUGAGCUGGAGCAGUCCUUGAAAAGCGUUGUGGCGGACAACGAGAGAGCCAAGCAGGUGCAUGCUGAACGCAUGGAGCAGUUGGAGGUCCGGCGACAAGCAGCUCUGCAGCAGCACCAAGAGCUGCAAGCAAAGCGGUCAGAGGAGCAGCGACAGCUUCACCAGCUACAGUCGCAGCGUCUUGAACUGGAAGCCGAGGUUGCUGCUGUUCGGCGUGCGCACGCAGCUGAGAUGGGAGAACUCCGUGUGACGUGGAAGGCUGUCAUUGAUAAAGCAGAGUCCUACAACCUCUCCUUGGAUGCUCUUUUUCAUGAGCACUGUCAUGGAGACGGCGCAGUGCUCUGA